AUGUUUGAAAUGGAUUCCCCUAUAUAUAAGUUUGAUUUUACUAAAUAGGAGAUAAGAUUACCAAAGCUUGAAUAAUUUUGUCUAAUUCAAAAAUAAACCUUUUGCUAAAACCUUCUUUAGUUUAUGAAAGAUUUGUGUAAUUCUAAAAUAAAAUUAUUGAUCUUUAUUUAAUAGGAAUUAGGUUCUGAUGACAUAUAAAGCGAAACAUAACCAUGCUCAGAAAUAAAUUGCAAAAACAACACCAAUCAAACCUAAAUAAUACAUUAGCCAUUCAAUUAUUAAAUACAUUAAGAUAAUUUUAUCAAUAAAGUAGAAUAAUGCUAUGCCUUUGAAUUUAACGAUGAUUCUUCAAUCUUAUUUGUUGGAUGUGAAAAUCCAAAAAUAUUAAUAUACGAAUUUAAAUUAGGAAGGUUGAAACAAUAAAUCCAAGCAUUAAAUGAACAUACUCAUUCUGUGUUGUAUUUAAAAUUCCUUACAAAAUCAAAAGAGUUGAUCUCUGGUGAUAAUGGUGGAUUUAUUUUUGUCUGGCAAAAUUUAAAUACUUGCAUAUGGAAUUGCAAAUAAAAAAUUCGAGGUCAUAUCAUGUGGCUUCAAAGCUUAGUUCUCAAUAAGAAUUAGGAUCUAAUGAUAUCGAGCGGUGGCGAUUAGACUCUUAAAUUUUGGAUUUAGAAAAGUUAGUGGAUUUUAGAAUAAACAAUUGAAGAAAACAACACUUGUGUUCGCUCUCUAAGCUUAAAUGUUUAAGAAAAUAAAGUUAUUACUUGUGGAUCAAAUAAAGUAAUCUUUGUGAUUGAGCAUUCAAAAGAAAGUAAAAAGUGGAUGAUAAUACAAAGGAUUACUGUUGACUGUGAAGGGUACAGAAUUUGCUAUAUUAAUGAUUAUCUUUUCAUAUUUUAGCCUUUAUUAGGCUAAUUGAUGCAUGUCUUCGAAACGAAUAGAAUAAAUUAAUAGUUUGCUUAAACAAAGGAUAUUGUUGUGAAUGAAGGAAACGAAUUCGGCGGGUUGUUUCCAAUGCAAUAUUUUCAGUCAAAAUAAUUGCUUGUAAAUAAGCAUUAUAAUUAUGUCAAUCUCAUGAGAGUCACAGAAGAUGGUGAUUUUAAAGUUGAGUAAUCUAUUCCAUUUGGAACAUGUUAUUUAUAUGGAGGAAUGAUUGGUGAUGGAUAGUAUUUAUUUACGUGGGAUCAUUUAUCAAAAUAAAUAUAAAUUAGAAAUCAAAAGUAGAAUGAGAAUUAUUUCAUCAUCACAUAUAUAGUCUUAGAUAAUUUACAAUUUCAAAAAUAAUAACUACUGUUUUUAUUACAAAUAAAGUUUUUUCAUCAAAUUUAUUUGCAUCAAUACUAAUUCUAUCAGCUAUUUAUUCUUUUCUUUAUAAAGAUGAGUUGA
Molecule: messenger RNA, 1383 nt
Organism: Paramecium octaurelia
Lineage: Eukaryota; Ciliophora; Oligohymenophorea; Peniculida; Parameciidae
Source: the annotation of a GenBank genome assembly